CAACCCUCGAGCGGACCUGAGGUUCAGACGGCUCGCGACGGGGUCGGCACGUGAGUCUGGAGCGGCACAUCAUAGGGUCUGAAUGCGCGCGAGGAGCUGAACACCGUCCGAGACCACACCUCAAAACCCACCGAUUAAUUGAUCCGGGAUCGAUACUACGAAGCCAAGGACAACCCAAAGCGAAGUCCUCCUCCUCCUCCUCCUCCCUCCUCCCCUCUCUGCUCGCCGCUCCUCUCCCCUCCUCCUCCUCAUGCUCAGCUCAGUCUGUGUCUCCUCUUUCAAAGGGCGCAAGGGUGGGAAUAAGUCGUCCAACAAAGCAUGUUACAGCGCAGACAUGACUUGUCCGUCGGAAAGCGAGAAAAUCGUGAUCAACUGUGGCGGGGUGCGGCACGAGACAUACCGGAGCACCCUAAAAACGUUACCGGGCACCCGCCUGUCGUUCCUCACUGAGCCGGACGCCUACAAUAACUUCGACUACGACCCCAAACUGGACGAGUUCUUCUUCGAUCGCCACCCGUCCGUUUUCUCCUUCAUCCUCAACUACUACCGCACGGGCAAGCUGCACUGCCCCAACGACGUGUGCGGACCGCUCUUCGAGGAGGAGCUGGCCUUCUGGGGCAUCGACGAGACGGACGUGGAGGCUUGCUGCUGGAUGAACUACCGCCAGCACCGGGACGCGGAGGAGGCGCUGGACAGCUUCGAGAACCCCGAGCCCGAGGCGCCGGAGGAUGACCCGGCGCUGUGCGGGGCGGACGGGGACCUGAAGCGGCUGUGCAUGCAGGAGGAUGCGCGGAGGGCGGGUUGGUGGAAGACCUGGCAGCCCAAGAUAUGGGCUCUGUUCGAGGACCCAUACUCCUCCAAAUACGCCCGGUACGUGGCGUUUGGAUCCCUGCUCUUCAUCCUCAUCUCCAUCUCCACCUUCUGCAUGGAGACGCACGAGGCCUUCAACACCAUCUACAACCGGACGGAGAACGUCACGGUGGGGAACACCACCCACGAGGAGAUCGUCUACGAGGUGGUGACCGACAGCUGGCUGACCUACGUGGAGGGCAUGUGCGUGAUCUGGUUCACCAUCGAGGUGCUCCUCCGGGUGACCUUCUGCCCGGACAAGGCCGAGUUCUUCAAGAGCACCCUGAACAUCAUCGACUUCGUGGCCAUCCUGCCCUUCUACCUGGAGGUGGGCCUCAGCGGCCUGUCCUCCAAGGCCGCCAAGGACGUGCUGGGCUUCCUGCGCGUGGUGCGCUUCGUGCGCAUCCUGCGUAUCUUCAAGCUGACGCGCCACUUUGUGGGGCUGCGCGUGCUCGGCCACACGCUGCGCGCCAGCACCAACGAGUUCCUGCUGCUCAUCAUCUUCCUGGCGCUGGGCGUCCUGAUCUUCGCCACCAUGAUCUACUACGCCGAGCGCAUCGGCGCCGACCCCGACGACCCCACCGCCGCCAAGCACACCAACUUCAAGAACAUCCCCAUCGGCUUCUGGUGGGCCGUGGUCACCAUGACCACGCUGGGCUACGGGGACAUGUACCCCGAGACCUGGUCGGGCAUGCUGGUGGGGGCGCUGUGCGCUCUGGCCGGCGUGCUGACCAUCGCCAUGCCCGUGCCCGUCAUCGUCAACAACUUUGGGAUGUACUACUCCCUGGCCAUGGCCAAGCAGAAGCUGCCCAAGAAGAAGAACAAGCACAUCCCCCGCGCGCCACAACCCGGAUCCCCCAACUACUGCAAGCCCGACGCCCUCGCGAUGGCAACCGCAUCGCCGCAAAGGCUCCUGGGAAAUGUGCUAGGUGGCGUCAUAGGAUCUGGAGGAUUGGCGGGAGACUGCCCCCUGGCUCAGGAGGAGAUUAUAGAGAUCAACAGAGACUCCAAGCAGAACGGCGACGCCGCCUCGGCCGCCCUGGCCAACGAGGACUGCCCCAACAUCGACCAGGUGCUGAGCCCCGACGAGAGGAGCCCCGCCGUGAGGGGGGGUCCGGGGGGCGGCGGGGGGGGGCUGGGGAACAGCCGCGAGCGCUACCAGCAGGACCGCGCCUGCUUCCUCCUCAACACCAGGGAGUUCCGCACCACCGAUGGCAACGUUCGCAAAGAGCUGAGCCCAGUGUCCCCUCUGACGGAGGACUGGUAUAAGAUGGAGGGGUCUCUGCUACAGCAGGACCUCAAUGCUAACGCCACCUCCUCCUGGAUCAAACCCUAAGAGGAGCAGAGUGUUGAGUUUCUAGUGGUUCCUUCUAACGAGGGCAGAUGGAUGGAGAGUCCUCGCUGGGCCCGACCUGAGGGACCAGAGCCCUGGCUGGAGACAAGAGACCAUCUGCACGCCUUCUUACCAAAACCAACCAACUAAAUUAUCAUCAGAAUGGAGAAUCUUCACCCUCACUUUACACCUUCUCCAGCGUUCUCCAGGACAUCCCGACAGACUUUGCACUCACUCACUUUGGGAGAAAGAGACUUCCUGUCACAUGAAACAUUUCGAAAGACAUCACGCGCAGUUCCGUGCUCCAUCUUGCAGCAGAAUGACGGACUGACCCACUGAGCAACUUCCCCCCCCAUCAUUGUAGCAUCUCCGCUAACAAACUGUAGCAUUUGUUGACUGGGAACUCUUGUUCGUUGUCCUCAACAGCUUGGCGGGAGGAUUUUAUGCAUUGGGAGAUGUUGGAGAUGGUAUUCUCCACCUAAACUAUUUCAUUCACAUGUCGAAUCGUACGUGAGUGACAGAGAAACAGUCUUAACUCUCAGAACUUUCAAUGUCCCAUAAGAUAUUUUUCCAUCAACUUGGUAAAAACAAAACAGACACAACCUACACACAAACUACCCUAUAUGUAUGUAUAUAUAUUUAUAUAUAUAUAUAUAUAUAUAUAUACAUAUAUGUAUAUGUGUGUGUGUAUGAUGUGGAAAUGCCAUCGCGAUGCCCCACAUUUACAUUCAUAUCCAGCGAGGAGUUCCCUCCUUCUGGUAAAAACCAAGUCUUCCAUCCGCUUCCGAUACACUCGCGUCCAGAAAAACAUAGCGCUCAACUGCACUAAGCACCAACCCUCAUGUAGCAUCUGCACCAAACACAGCCCUGACCGCGCCUGAUUUAUCACAACAUAUGCAACUAGAGGAUAAGCCUGGCAUUCUCUGUCUCUCAUGUGGCGAUGUGUACCCUACCUACCUGCCUGGUGGUGGGCACGGGAGUCUUAAUGUUUUUGCUCCACCCUCCCCUUCCCCAGAAAUACGCACAUGAUAGACAAUGUCCGACAGCCUCGCUCACAUCAAUCACAAGGAGAAGAGAUGAAGGAGACAAAGCUCAUAGAUCCCAGACCACACGGCGAGAAGGACACUGCCACGUCCUACCUAGGAGUCAAUCUUCUCAAAUGGGCCAAUCAUGAGAGACGAUUCACCUUGACAGGAAGCCUACACUGCCAAUGAGGCACCAGAACCCCUGAGACACCUACUGCCCCUGUCUCUCUCUUGCCCCCUAGCUGCCAGAGGCUGCUCCAGAGCUAGUCUAGCCUACGGUGAGGAGAUGAUGGACGACCAAGGGAAACCCUCCAGGGAAACCCUCCAGGGAGACGCUCCGGAGACGAUGGGACCAAGACCAGAGCGUAACAGGAUAAAGGAUAUGUACAAAGAGAACAUUUAUAUUUUAAUAAACUAAAGGCUGGGAUAUCUGAGGAAGAUUGACAGCAGCACAUGAGAAAGAAAAAAACAAAACAAAGAAAAAUAUGCUUACUUUAGUGAUUAACUAAGUUGGCGACUAACAUGAGAGGAGAAGGAUGUUGAAGGCAUAGUAAGAAGUUCCCCUGGAGAGUGGAAGUUUCAACGCUCCUGAGUAUGAACAAGACCCUGACACAAAACAAAUGGUUAAAAGAACAAAAGAUAAUGCAUUUUUCUAACUUUGGUAACCAGCAUGACUACACUGCAUGCCUGUCUUUCCUGCAAGCCCUUAGUUGAACACAAGGGGUGCUAGAGACACAAAAAAUAUAUACAAAAUGAAUUUAAAAAAAUGUUAUAUGCAAUUAAUGUUAAAAAAAGAUUAUAAAGAAAGAGAAGAGCUAUAUUUUGUUUUGAAAAGUAAACAAUGUGAAUAUUGAAACAUGUGUGUUUAAACAAUGUUUUGUUCAAUGAAAUCUCUGCUAUUACUGCCCCUCAUGUUCUCAUGUAGACUGUGUUCCGAGUUGUGCUCAUUCAAUCAAAAGGAUCGUCAACCCUUUAGCGCACCAUAGCAUCCUACAGCUGGGAGGACCCCUGGCGUAGCAGCAGCAGCUACUUCAUCCUUUACUCUAUCUGCUUUUUCCUUUGGCAAUAAUAAACAAGCGUUGUCAUUUGAUUGUAGCACGGCCAGAGGAGGUACGCUAGUCAUCUCAGCACCGACCAGUGGGGGGGAGGGCUUUGUCCCCGGCCCCUUCCCCUUCCCUGAGAAGUUGGGAGAAGAGGUGAACGUAUCCAAUCACUGGCCAGUGUCUGGUCACAGGUGAUAACUUAUUGGUCCUUAGUCAAGAGAGAUUUUCGGUUUGCAUGGAACCGGCUGUUGUUCCUAUCGUGUGUUGAGAGGACUCAGGUGUUGUAGUGAUUGCUGUGGACGUCGCUGGUUGGCUGGUAUUUUUCUUACUCAUCAAUUCUAGUAUAUAAUGAUAACGUGAACACCUCACAGUGAUGCAUGCGUUGUUACUUGAUUGUUGACCUCUGUAGGGGGAAGUAGUUCCCGUCGCCCCCCCAGGGACUCGUUAAGAGAACACUGUGUCCCAGAGCACAUCCGUCUUCCGUGGUGGGCUAACUGCCACCCCGAUACCCUGGGGGGGGGGGCGGGCGAGAGUGUGUGAAGGUAGCUCGUCUUGUGCCGUGUUCGUACGUUAGGUGGUAAGGUCCCGCAUCCAACCCCCGUCGUACGUCAGGUGGUUCGGUCCUGCAUCCAGUCCCAUCGUCUUGUCCGUCGUCUUGCGAGCUGGCAGCUCCCCGCGUCACAUGACACAAUCAUGCAAGCACCCGCCAUAGCGACCAAGAGCUUCCAAACUGAUGUCACUGAGGUACUUUAUAAAGGCUGCCGCCGGAGUCCACUUGGCCCAGGCUGCCUCAGCUCUGACCAGUGGUUCCCCUUGUUUCAGGUCCAGCCGUCAGGUCCCGGCAGGUCCAGGCCUGUCCCUGCUGGUCCAGAGAGUUGCUAGGAUCCAAGCUACAGAGGGUGGGGUGUAGGCACGGUAGCAGCUACUGAAGGGUUUAGCCGGGUCUUCGCUGGUUGUACAGGCUCUCGAUUUUUUGCUUUUACUUGGGAUAAAAAAUGGACCGUGGUAUUUUCUGUUCCCUUUCAGAUUAAAACUAGGAUAUCGGUUCCGACGUAGAAGGCACUCUCAGUGAGAUGUGGAUAUCUUGGAGGUCUACGGUCUCUCUGCAGCCUGAGAUCCGCAUGGCAAAGUGAAGCUACCAUCUCACCACUAGUCUGUUGUUGAGUCGGCCAUCAUGUCAUUGUGCCCAUGCCACAACCUGGCUCUUGUUCUAUGCGUGAUACUGCCAUUGAUUAGAAUGACCGACAGUGGCUAAAUGCUAAGUCUGUUUUUCAUGACGAGGGGUCUAACACAGUUGUGAUGUAUAAUCUCAGAUUGGUUCCUUACCCUUUGAUCGGUGUGCCUGGUUUUUUUAAACCAAUUUGUUCAUAGUGUGAUUUACUUUUGUAUGAAUGUACGAUCACCACCUUGUUUCCACCGACACACUGCCAGUGUGGGCCCCAUGUGCGCUCAGGGGCCCCGGUUUGAAUUGUUUAUGUGGAACCAUGUGCCCUAGAGACUAUUACUAAUCCAUUUCCACCAAAAUUGAUCAUGAGGUAGUUGUUUUGGUUAUGAAUGUGUUUUACGUUUUUAAGAAAACGGAAUACACUGGAUGUAAAGGUUACAUUCCCGCAUAGAUAAACAUUCCAAAUGGUAAUAGUGAAACUAAAAGUGCUAUUAUUCACAUGCAUUUGUUAUUAUCGUAAGCAUUCCAAAGAUACAAUGUGUUCUUGUUAACUCACAUGCUGUAACCUGAUGUAAAGCAGACUUAGUGAUUGGUCCAUUUUACUGUUGCCAUGGAGAAUAUAUAUGAGUGUAUGUGUGUGUGUGUUGGGGGGGUGGGGGGGGUGGGUAAGCGGUUACUGGUGUGUCUGAACGAGACUUAUGCCGGAUUUUAUUUUUGAAAUGUUGGAUCACAAAGAUGACUCGUCUAAACUGUAUAAAGUAUAUUUCAACGGAAUGUUCAUGAUCUAUCUUUUUAUAUUUUGAAGAGAAAAAAACCGAAACAUAUCAAUAAAGUGUCACAACUGAACAGAUCUGGACUGAAGAGACUUAUAAUGUAUGAAUGUCAAAACUAUCUAAUGUGAAGCUGAAUAGCAGCUGUAUUCAGAUGUUUUUACAAAGACAUUAUUCCUUAAAAUCAUCAAAAUGAACUUUAAAUAAAUGAAAAAGUAAAUGGCG
Gadus morhua (Atlantic cod) is the source of this 6410-nucleotide messenger RNA. Its product is annotated as potassium voltage-gated channel subfamily C member 1. Gene Ontology annotation, cellular component: neuronal cell body membrane; presynaptic membrane; postsynaptic membrane. Gene Ontology annotation, molecular function: protein binding; delayed rectifier potassium channel activity. Gene Ontology annotation, biological process: protein homooligomerization; potassium ion transmembrane transport; action potential. The record is from RefSeq and is a predicted model, not a curated record. Lineage: Eukaryota; Metazoa; Chordata; Actinopteri; Gadiformes; Gadidae. The transcript is spliced from 6 exons. The coding region runs from base 251 to 2185 and encodes 644 amino acids.